Diachasmimorpha longicaudata is the source of this 2116-nucleotide messenger RNA. Its product is annotated as fatty-acid amide hydrolase 2. Gene Ontology annotation, cellular component: endomembrane system. The record is from RefSeq and is a predicted model, not a curated record. NCBI's taxonomy places the organism in Eukaryota, Metazoa, Arthropoda, Insecta, Hymenoptera, Braconidae. The coding region runs from base 115 to 1731 and encodes 538 amino acids. The transcript has 6 exons.
CGACUCCAACUAUUCGAUUCACCGGGGUAAAUCAGUGCACCUGAUGCACUGGCUGGUCAUCACAAGGUGCAUCCCAUCGAAUGACUUAUUCCUGCAUUCCAUUAGAUAAAAACAAUGUGUACAUCAAUAACAAAUCACCAGGUGAAUAGGCUCGAGGGCGAGACAAUGAUGGAAACAUCAAAAAAAUUACUCUGCAGUCUGCUUCGUUGCAUUGUUGUACAAUUACAUUAUAUCUUUGACUGCGUUAUUGAUUUUGUCUUUGGACUUUAUUAUAAUGGAAAGGAGGAAAAAGUUCCUCCAAUUAAAAAUCCAAUACUGCUGGAGAGCGCCGUAACAUUGGCUGAGAGGAUCAGGAAUAAGAAAGUCUCCUGUCAAGUGGUCGUUGGUGCAUUCAUUGACAGAUGUAAGGAAGUGAAUAGUUUGAUGAAUGUCAUAGUGGAUGAGAGGUACGAGGAAGCGAUAAGGGAGGCGAGAAAAGUCGAUGAAUUGCUGGCGUGUGAUAUUGACAUUGACAUACUCAAAAUAACAAAGCCACUGUUGGGCGUGCCAUUUACUACUAAAGAGAGUAAUGAGGCUAAAGGUCUUCUCCACUCGAUGGGUAUGAUAGCGAGAAAAGGCCACCGAUCGACCCAAGACGCGACGGUAAUCGCCAACGUCAAAGACUCUGGGGCAAUUCUCAUUGCAAAAACCAAUAUUCCCGAGAUGAAUCUCUGGGUAGAAUCCAGAAAUAUGGUCUACGGACAAACCAACAAUCCCUACAACUCGACAAGAACAGUUGGGGGUAGUAGUGGUGGAGAUGCUGCUGUCACAGCAGCAUGUGGUGUGCCAUUUGCAGUUGGAAGUGACAUCGGUGGAUCCAUAAGGAUGCCAGCAUUUUUCAAUGGAGUAUUUGGAUUCAAACCCAGUGAAGGAGCAACACCACUUAAAGGGAUUGGACUCAGAACUGUUGACUUUGGGAAUUCAAUGGCCGAGACUGGGCCGAUAUGCAAACGCGCCGACGAUCUCCUGCCUUUACUAAAAAUUAUGAUGAUGGAUAAGGACCUGAAGGAGAAGCUAGACACACCUGUAGACGUUAAAAAACUCAGAGUAUUCUAUCAAGAGGGCUCUGGGGACUUGAGAGCUAGUAAAAUAAAUCCAGACAUGCGAGCUGCACUCACCAAAGUCAUUCAUCACUUCGAAAGUGUUUCGGAGUCUGUGCAAAAGGUCAAACUGCCAGGAUCUGAGUUCAGCUUUAGACUCUGGAGAUACUGGAUGACGCAGGAGGGGUCGGACUUUAAAUAUGAUAUCAUGAAUCGACAGUCGAGAACUAGUGCAUCUGCGGAAUUAAUAAAAUUGUUGACAAAUAAAUGCGAAAUGACGUUCGCGGCGAUACUUAAACUUCUCGACGAGGAUCUUUUUCCGAAGGAGAAUAGCGAAUGGGCUGAGAAAAUCACAGCUGAGAUGAAGGAAUAUCUAGUGAAAAAACUGGGAGACAAUGGAGUUCUCGUGUACCCAUCGUCACCCUUCCCAGCUAGUUACCACUACUCAUACUUCUUCAGACCAUACAACUUUGGUUACUGGUGCCUCUUCAAUGUUCUGCGAUUACCAACGUGCCAAGUACCUUUGGGUCUCGACAGUGAAGGCUUGCCCAUUGGUGUACAGAUCGUAGCAGCUCCACAUCAGGACCACCUCUGCAUCGCAGUAGCAAAAGAACUCGAAAAAACAUUUGGUGGCUGGGUGCCCCCAUCUUAAUCCUUCAAAGAUCAAAAUAAUAACGCCACAAUCUGCGCACUUUUCACGAGAAACUAUAUGUGAUUAACAGAAGAUCAAUUUUUUAGAUAUUUUCCUGGCUCAAAAUCAGUCAACUCAAUGUACCAAAAGGAAUUCCUGAACGGGAUACUCUCAUAUAUAUGCGUGUUUUUCAAUGUCUCAAAUAAGUAUAUUCAUAUUUUAUUUCCAAUUCUCACAAAGCGCAAUAUCCCUCGAUUCAAUAACUCAAUUAAUAGUACGAUAUUAAUUCUAAUUACAAAUAUUUUAUCCGUCAAUACUGUUAUUUAUUAUCGAUUAGUGUCAGGUGCGGUGGCUCAGAUGCGAACAAAUUCUCUAAUUGGAAAUAAAUAUUGUAUUAAAAACAUCA